This is a messenger RNA of Drosophila bipectinata, 4882 nucleotides long. The record is from RefSeq and is a predicted model, not a curated record. NCBI's taxonomy places the organism in Eukaryota, Metazoa, Arthropoda, Insecta, Diptera, Drosophilidae.
GAUUCUAAGCUUAGUGGUCGACCAGCACUAAGUAAAAUUUCAGCAAUAAAUAUCAACCUCACAAAAUCCACCUUGGUUUUGCGAAUCAAAUACGUUUAACUUAAAAAAAAGAGCUGCAUGUGGAAUGGAAUAGAAAUUUGGUGUUUAUUGUUGACGUUUGAGCGAUAUUUUUGCCUGUAGAUAUUAAUUAAUAGAUUGUUGCAUAUGCCAAAGUAGACUCUUUGUAAAAAUUCCAGUGAAUCUUAACCUUCGCCGCUGUUUUCUAAGUAAUAACUAAUCGUGCGAUAUCAUACGUAGUUUCGGUUCUUAACGUUCGGUAUUAGUUGCAGUUGUCCACGAAAACACAGUGGAUACGAAAAGUGACAGCCGAAACUGACCCCCGCGCCCCGCCGACCGCUGUCACAUUUCAUUUUUUUUUUUUGUACGGCGAGGAAAGCGACAUUUUCUUCGAAAGGUUGCGCCCAGACUGCAAAAAUGAUAAUAAACCUCAAAGUUAAGACCCUAGAUGCGCGCACCCACGAAUUCAGCAUCGACAAUGAGAUCACGAUACGUCAGUUCAAGGACCAAAUAGCCGAAAAGACCAGCAUUGCUGCCGAAAACCAGAGAAUCAUCUACCAGGGAAGGGUCCUAGCUGACGAGAAGCAAGUGAAGGAAUAUGAUGUGGACGGCAAGGUGCUCCAUGUGGCCGAGCGCCCACCAUUUUCUCAGCGUGGAGCCAACUCCCGGAAUAACGAUGAGCCCAUGCGCACUUUCCGCAACCGGCCGCAGGCUGGAAUGCGGACUUCGCCGUACUUCCGGGCUCUGGACGGAAUGCUUGUUGGCACAAUGGCUAUACCCGUGAAUAAUGGUCCUGUUGCAACAACACGCAAUCCCCCCAAUCGCUAUCCCAACUCGUCGUCCUUCUGCAUCAACCGCAUCACCGUGGCCAUGCACAUGAUCGAUUGUGCCGCCAACAUAGCCGCCUAUCUGGAAAACCCCGCCGUGGGCCUGAACAACCAAUCUCUGGAUAUCCUGCAGCGUGGUCGCUGGUCCAUGGAAUCCACUGUAGUCGAAGUGGGUGUCUCCUCCACGGAUCUCCCACGCAACAACAACAUUAUUGACAUGGUCCAGGAUGCCGUGACAGCGGCCCUUUCGCGUACUGGAGCUCGAAACUACACCGUGGUUCAAUUACCCACAGUUUACACCAACGAGAGCGGUGAAACUACCCAGCAACGUGCCGGCGAAGCGGCCAACGAUGCAGCACCUUCCGGAUCGGCUAACGAAGCCGGUGGCGAGACUACAGCCGCCACUGUCAUCAUAGAGGAUGUGAUUGAAACCGAUGACGAGGCUGCCGAUGGAUCUUCAGACCGUUCGACAACUCCCACAGUAGAGGUGGAUGUUGAUGUAGCUGUUGGUGGUCAACCUGCUGCUGGUGCUACUGCUGCAACUUUCACCCCUGCUGUUGCUGCUGCCGCCAGCUCAACCACAGGAAACGGCGGGGAGGCUGGAGCCGCUCCAGCUGCCGGAGAAGGCACUGUGAAUGCAGGACCCAGGCGUCGCACUCGGCCUCAAGUAUUGGCCCAAGUCAUUCAGCACUUCCGUAACACCCAGACGCGUCUAUCGCCAUUUGUGGAUCGCUACUAUGAUAUCCUUCAGAAUGAUCCGACCUUCGAGGAAAGUGACACCACGGGGCGCGAGAAUGCCCAGCGCAUAUUUGACCGGGUCUCAGAGGCCUUCCACUACCUCUCCCAUGCCCAGCAUGCGAUUUCUGACCUGAUGCUGGACCUUUCACAGCCAGGACCGCGGGUGCUCACCUGCCGACCGAUUCUUGUCGAGCAAAGCGGCUACAUACGCUCCAACAACAUCUUUGCUCCCAACUUUUUGGCUCCACCACCGGGCCUCCUCAACGAGGUGGCCUUCAGGGCUGGGGCAGCAGCCAAUGCUGCUACUACCAACAGAGCAGCCGCCCCGAACGCUGCAGCCACUUCGAAUGCAACUACCACGCCGCAGGCCAACAAUCUGCAGACUGCCACCGAAGCUAGUCGCAGCGCAGUGGCCAUGGCUGAGAUUGCCAGUCGGGCUGCUGGAGCCGCUGCUGAAAUGGCGGCCGGAGCUGCCAGUGCCGCGGCUGCUGCUGCCGCUGCAGGUCUAGCCGGUAUGGCUACCGACCGUGUAGAGGAUCCCGUUGAUGAGCCCAUGGUGGUACCAAAUGCAGCUAACCAAGGACAGCAGCCACGACCGAACGAAAUGGAUCACGAUCACGAUCAAAGUGCUGAUCAGAUUCCUGAUCAGACCAACGAUCAAGAGCCCAGAGCAGCUCCUCCCAGGCUGCGUGUUUAUGUGCCAGUGACCCUGCCACCGCCCAAUCCUCAGCUGGAGAUGGCGCGACUCAUCCAGGCAGUGGUCAACAGGGCCACCAACAACGAGACGAACGACGUGCAUGUGGAGUUCAACUCGCCCAACAUUAUGUCCAUUAACUUGCCCGUACACGUGAUGACCGCCGCCGUGCGUCCGCCCUCUGCAGCGGCGGCUGCUGCUACUCCCACAUCUGCUGCACCGGAAGAGGCCUCUGCAGACAAUUCCUCACCAGCUGGGAACGGAGAAGCCGGUGCAGCCUCCACAUCAAGCGGCACACGCAGCGGAGAACAGCGCGCCAAUACUUUACCGACUACGUCCACCCAAACACGGUCCACUUCGCGGCCCCAGAUUCAGAUUGGCGGCAACAACAAUUGGGGCAGCCGCAUCGCACCCACGCACACGGCCUUCGAUCGCUUCCUACCCUGCAACAGUCAUCAUAUUCGGGAGCCGGAACCACAGAAUAACAACAACGCAUCGGGCAGCUCUAACAACAAUCGCAGCACCGCCGCCGCCCCCGCUGUGGGAACCGCCGUCGUGCUGCCGACAUCCACAGUUGGUGCACGUCCUGUCACCUCUGAUCGCAUCCACCGUGGCGGUGCCAACGUACGUUCGACAUGGCCGGCGCGGCGCAUGCGACCCUCUAGCGAGCAGCUCCGGCCAGCAGCCUGGGCUCGGGCGUUUUUGCAAUCGCAGACGCAGGUCCCGACUUUGAUUCACGUUGGUGGUGGCAGCACCAGCGGGGCCUUGUCCGGAGCCGGGAGAGUUCGCCCCUUCGGAUUAUCGCACAGCCUUCGCGAUAGGCAGGCGGCAGCGGCUAUUCGAACGGCCCUCGUUGGUGGUGGCAGCACCAGCGUGGGUGGCCUGACGACGAUACGGCGGGGCCGCAUUAAUCCCACCGGCCACCACCGCCAGAACAGACUAUUUCCCCUCCUAGCUAAUUUAAUGAUUAAUAUGAGAAAUAAUGCGCCAACAGCUCCGGCAGGCAGCGCCCCAGUCGCCCCAGAAGGAGUGACCCCAGCGGCGUCGGCUACGGCCUCGGCCCCAGCCCCAGCUCCAGCCACCAUCCCAGCAGCUGCUCCAUCCCAGGCGGCUCCUUCAACGCCCAUUAUCAGUGCGCCCGCUCCCGCCCAACCCGCCGCGGAUUCGAGCGACCUGCGCGCCCAGUUGUGCAGCUUCCUCAACGACAGACUGUUCGCCGGGGUGCCCAUCAACGAGCAGACCAUCCCCGCGGCUCUCGAUCGCGCCCUGGAGUGGUUCGGCGACAGCCUAAUCUACCUGGCGCAGUACGAGCGGCCAAAAUACAUCGCUAGGGACUCGGUGUGCAACGUUCUACGGUACAGCUUUCGACGAAUUAUUGAGCUCUGCAGUGAAGCUCCGGGCACCAGUUCGGACGCACAGUUCAAGGACAGGCUCAAAAAUACUCUUCUCACGUUCCGCAUGACCCUCUUUAGCGUCCUCAUAUUUUGCCUGGGCUAUGCCAAUGCCGAGCUCUACUGGCGCCAGUUGAUGCGCCUCCUGUCCACCCCACUGCGGUCCAAUUUCCGCGACGAAGCCCUUCAGUUCUUGUGCAUCUACAUUGAUCCGAGAAAUCCAGAUGACUUAAAUCCUGAGCUGAUAAACAGCAUGAGUGCAAUGCAGUUUCUUGUCCUCCGCACGCCUGAAGGCCCACCAGCUUCGGCAGAGACAGAACAGCAACAGCAGCCGCAGCAUCAAGCACUGGACACCGACGUGGAAAUGACUGAAGUGCCUGCCACCAGUAGCAGUAGCACACCAGGAGUAGCGGCAGACCCCCUGCCCGCCGUGAUUGUGGGCUCAGAACCUUGGCACAUGAGUUUCCCUAACGAAUGGUUGCCUGUGAUAACGCGUGACUUGCAGACACAGACUGAGAACGAUCGCCCCCAGCAGCCUUACUCCGAUGCCUAUAUAUCAGGGAUGUCGGCCAAGCGCCGCAAGAUUAUCCAGUCGGAUAAGCCGACAGCCACUGUAGAAUGUUUGAUUGCUAGUGGCGUCCAGCGGGCCAUUCAGAGCGCCGGCUUGGGAGCUAAUGGAAGCAGCAGUUCCUCUAUCAAUACAGACUCCGUGAUCGGUACCAUUGCCCACGAUGCCGCCAUUCAGGCCUCGUACACGGAUGCGGUGCGCAACAGUGUCCGGGAGCGGAUCAAGCAGGACGUUGACUACAAGCCCAGCAAGUACCCGCAGAUAACCAAGUUCGCCGAGCAGAAGUAGAGGAUGGAGAGGAGUAGCGCCCUUGGCCAACUAGUGCUUGUUGUACAUUUUACUUUAAUGCAUUGUAUUUAAUUUAGUUAAUAGCUAAGUUUUGUUUAAAUCCAACGAACGACGACCUUGAGGCGACAUUGACACAUUGAGAGGGUCUUUAGCAAAUCCUUCGACCUAUAUAGAAUAAUAAUAUCCAACUGAUAUGUAAUCAUGAAUACCCACACCUUACAUACACACACACCACACACUAUGGGACACGAAUGGCAGAGCCCAGACGAAAAAGCUUAGGGGCUGCGAUAAAGGAGUAAAAUAAACACACUUAUUAACC